Ostertagia ostertagi is the source of this 474-nucleotide messenger RNA. NCBI's taxonomy places the organism in Eukaryota, Metazoa, Nematoda, Chromadorea, Rhabditida, Trichostrongylidae. The record is from the annotation of a GenBank genome assembly.
AUGAUGGUGGAAGUGCUGUGUGGCAUCAUGGCUGGAUCAUCGUUCGGAAAAUCGAUUCGAAAAUGGCAGACAACUGAAGAGACAGCCAAUUUGGGACAAUGCUUCGUCGCAAUUGAUCCAGAAUGCUUUGCGCCGGGAUUCAGUGAACGGCUCAGUUGUUUUCUGGAUGAGACAAGGGAUCUCAAACCGGUUGAUCCGUCUUAUCCCGUGCAGGUAGCAGGCGAUCCUGAACGAGCUCACAUGUACAUGUGCGACGAACUCGAUGGAAUCGUCUACAAGAAAAGUCAACUUGAACAUUUGGAGAAGUUGGCAAACGAUCUCGGUGUGCAAAUGUUCAACGCGAAAAAAAUGAGCUUGUCCGUGGAGGCCGACGGUCAAAGCAGAGUUGGGCUACAAACAAAUCAUAUGCAACAUUAUUUUCUUUUGUUGACAAUUCAAAAUCGAAGCAAUAAAGGUGUCAUUACAAAUCGCUGA